AUGGACAUAGAGGAGGCUCAAGCCGAACCUGUCCUGUAUUCGAAGCGAUCCAUCUUCUUCAUGAUUCUUUUCUCUGGUCUUGCCAUUGGUUCAGACGCAUACAACUCGGCCUUGAUGGGUCAAUUGCUACUGCUCUUGACCGUCCUGUACCCGGACACGCUCGACAUCGGAACUCAGUCGCAACUGACGAAUGCGUUCAUCAUUGGUUUGAUCAUAGGUAUGCUGGCAUUUGGCUUCCUGAGUGAUCGCCUUGGUCGCAAGUCUGGUGCCGUCUUGACAACGCUGUUCCUCUCAAUCGGUAUCAUCAUGACCGCCGUGUCUCAUGGUGUGACCCAGAAGGGAAUGUUUUGGAUGUUGACCAUCUCUCGUGGCAUCGCUGGAUUCGGUGCUGGAGGCGAGUACCCAGUAUCAGGCGCAGGUACGGCAGAGUCGACAGAUGAUAGUGCCCGUGCGAGGAAGCAUAGAGGCUUCAUCUUUGCCAUGGUCGCUGAUGUAUCUGCAUCGCUCGGCUUCAUCUUCUCUGGACUUGUUCCUCUCCUCCUUCUCCUCUGCUUCCAUCAGAAGGAGGAGCAUUAUGAGAAAGUCUGGCGUAUUUCCUUUGCUCUUGGUAUAAUUCCCCCUGUGUCCAUCUUCUGGUUCCGUUACCGCAUGGCAAUGUCUUCUGCGGAGCGACGCAACUCGUCCAGGAAGAGGAUGAUGCCCUUCCAUGUUGCGGUCCGUCGGUACUGGCGCCCUUUGCUCGGUUCCGCUGGUGCUUGGUUCCUGUACAACUAUGUUGCUUACCCCUUCGGUCUCUUCUCUUCGACCAUCUCGGCCAGUGUCAAUGCCGGUGACUCACUGGUCAAGUCGUAUGGGUGGGGAACCCUCAUCACCUGCUUCUAUCUUCCUGGUGGCUUCAUUGGCGGGUACCUCAGUGACAAGAUUGGCCGCAGAAAGACCAUGGCCCUCGGUUUCGGUCUUCAGGCCGCUCUAGGAUUCAUCAUGGGCGGAGCUCUCCCUUGGAUCCAGAACUAUACUGGACUCUUCAUCGUCCUUUACGGACUCUUCCUUACUCUUGGAGAGGUCGGCCCCGGCGCUACCAUCGUCGCGACAUCUUCCGAAUUCUUCCCCACAUCCAUUCGUGGCCAAAUGCUCGGUCUCUGCGCUGCCAUUUCCAAAGCUGGCGCCGCCAUUGGUACCAGCGUUUUCAAGCCUAUCCUAGCCUCCUAUGGUGAUGACGUAGUCCGUGGAAACCAGGCAGUCUUCCUCAUCGGGUCAGGCUUCUCUGUUCUCGGAAUGCUCGUCGCGUGGUUCUUGAUCCCCGCCAACCCGCCCAACUUGGUCGAAGAGGAUGCCAACUGGCGUACCUACCUAGCCGACCGUGGCUACGAGAUCGAGUGGGGUGACUCUGAUGCCAAGGAUCCCGCCAAGGUGACCUUCGAUGCUGUCCGGGACAAGGUCGUGGAUUAG
Molecule: messenger RNA, 1449 nt
Organism: Aaosphaeria arxii CBS 175.79
Lineage: Eukaryota; Fungi; Ascomycota; Dothideomycetes; Pleosporales
Product: MFS general substrate transporter
Exons: 5
Coding region: 1-1449 (482 amino acids)
Biological process (GO): carboxylic acid transport; transmembrane transport
Cellular component (GO): plasma membrane
Molecular function (GO): carboxylic acid transmembrane transporter activity
Source: RefSeq, a predicted model, not a curated record